CCCGCGACAACGUCAGUCGCCUCUGAGUUGUUUGCGGUUUGCCGUUUCUAGGAUUAUAUAUAUUCGGCGGCGCGCCGAGGUCCUUGCAUGACCGCAGUCGUGUGCUUUUGGAAUGCGACGGUUGGGGUGUGUAGUAAGAAGCACUGGCCGUCGUGCGGCUACACGUGGCUCAACGUCGUGCCCGUCGGUCUCUUUGCGACUGUGUGGCUCUGUUACGGCGUCCGACUGCUGCAACGGCACGGGUUUCUUGCCCGGUUCCUCCAGCUUAAUGCCUCGUCGAUCCACGACCAAGUCGCCCAAGGUAUUGCGAUUGCGCUGUCCCAGCGCAAGUUUGGGUCCGAUCAGCAACUCCAGCUCCAGCGCUACGUCAAGCUCUGCGCCAUGUGCUCCGAGUGGCCAACGUACACGUUCACGCCGCUCUCGAUUGCGUUCAAGGUCUCGGGCACGCCGCCGAUCGUCGACAGCCUUCUUUUUUCGCUCAACUUUACCAACGAAUGGUGGAACCUCUCGAUGGCCGUGGGCAUGGGCAUGCUCCUGCUCAUUCUGCGGCAGCUCCAUCCCGCGUCCCGCUACCACGCACCGAUCCUCAUGCGCUUUGUGUACCCGAUGACGUUCGACUUGUUUUACAUUCCGAUCAUUUCGACCUUUCUGCGGCUCGGCACGUGCGUGACGGGCUACGAGCACUUGGCGCUGCCUGGUGGCGCCACGUGCGACUGCCUCGAUCGGUUUGGUCUGUUUUGGGCGGUCGGCUUUAUCGGGUUUUUCGUCACCUAUCGCAGUGCGCUUUUGUACAAAAUGCACAUUGAGCCGCUCGGCGAGACCAUGGAUUUUCGGUUCCAGCCUGGCUUCCAGCUUCUUAUGGUCAUGGCGCGCACACUGUACCCGAUGAUUACAAUGUUUGUCAACAACCAAGACAUGACGCGGGCCGGCGGCAUCGGGCUCACCACGUUCUUGCUCGCUGUCUCGACGUUUCUCUUGCUCUACUCGCACAAGACCCAGCCGUGCAUUGGCAGCGGUCGCAUUCCCAACAAUUUGCGCGUACUGACCUUCUCCAGCGCGAUCUACACGGCUUUUUGCGUGCUCAUCGUACUGGCUCUGGACGCGCCGAUAAGGAGUUUGUACUAUGCGCUUUUCCCGCUACCGAUUGUGUGGGUCGGUGCGUGGAAGGUCAACGACCGGCGGGCGCUACUGUUUCAUAUUCCCGGAGUGCGGAUCCCGGAUUUACUACGGCAUCCGUCGCCCGACGUGAGCUUGGUCGGCGCCAUCGCCGCCCUCCAUCUCAACCCUAACAACGUCCAUGACCGUGAUCUCGGACCGAUUUUGGAACAGCUCGAUGGACUGGCGGCCUCGGUGGCGGCAACGCCGCUCUGCCGCGCCUACGCGCUCCGAACGCUUUGGUUUAGCCACAUUGAGAACUUUAUAAAAGCUGACGUGCUCGCAAUCGGCGAUGACGCACCGGUGGGCCUCGACUUGUGGCUCAAGGACCGCGCCAACAUUGAGCGGCGCAGUGCUCGGCGCAGCCGCGACUCGCACCAGUCCAAAAAGCGCGUGAAAAUCUCUGCGGUGAUUACCACGUCCGCCGGGCCCACCAUGGACCUCCUUCCGGUGACAGCGGUCGCGUCAUCGCACGGCGCGACCUCCAAACACACGACGACACUGACCACCAAAUCGCAGCGGUUUCGACCCCGGCGUACGUUGGGCCCACGCGCGAUCGUCCCGCUCGGUCGUCCAAGCCGGUUCCACGUCAUCAUGAUUGGGUAUACAUCGUGGAUAUCCCACAAGGAGUCGCCAGCCGACGCCGUGGCCCAGCACCGUCGCAUCGCGAACCUCGCGUUUGACGUCCUUGCGCAGAGCUCGAGCGUGCAUGACGUUGCGGCCAUGCACGCCGUCAGCGUCUUUUUACUCCAGUGGUACCGCACUGGGUACCUUCGAUUGAACCGAGCGCGGUAUCUGCAGCUGCUCACGACGCUCUCGGCAACUGGCGACCCAAAGCUCGUGUUGGAUGCGACCCAUACACUGUAUUGUCUCACGCUCGACGGCGUCUUUGCCCUCGAGACGUGGGUCGCGCGGCCGUUGGCGCUCAGUGGGCUUCUGCAUGCGCUGGGCCACGCGAGCCGCCGCAGUGUCCUCCAAGCAGCAACGAUUGCUGCUCGUGUCGCAGCGUUUGCAGUCACUCGUGGAUACAACAACCUCUCGCUGCUAUUGACACCGCGCGCGGCAGCGAGUCUCUAUACGGCGUUCCAGCGCUGGACCGCUGCGUAUGACAUUAGUGUUCUCCUCGAAGCGACGUAUCUCAGUUUGCACCAAAUUGCUUCGCGGCAACGCUUGUCGUACCCCGGUGUACCGUCCAAGAGCACGCGAUUGCUUUUGGCGGUCAAGCGGGCCAAAGCGCGCUUCAAGCGCAACAUUGGCAAGGUCGAGCCCGUUCCGUCAGCGUCGACGCGUCUCUCGUCCAUGAAAAUGCGUCUCUCGAUGCUCCUGCAGAUGCACAAUCCAAAGCGUGACCCGGGGCCCGUCGCAAAAGCCCUGACCUUCCGACAGCUCGUCAACACGGUCCGAGGCAAGGCCAAGGCAGUGCCCGUGUAUAUUCCGCUGGACGUUGUCCCCGAGAUUGAGCGACGCCACGCCAUUCGACGACAGCUCGUGCUCAAAUUGGAGCUUGCUUUCGAGAUGGUGACGACAAAUGCCCCGGGGUACGAUCGCCGGCGCAGCUGCAUCGCCAGCAAGCGGCCCGAGUUGGAUGACGCCGUCACAAAUGCGCUCAAGCUCGUGCAAGUGGCCGCCGAGUGUGCGCUGCAAGAGUACGUGGCCACCGCACUCGACCCAACGAUGCGGGCGUUCGUGCACCCGUACCUCCACCAGUUUGAAAACGAUACCCCGGGGUCCCAGAGGUGGCGCUGGCCGUGGCGAUGACAACCCGUCGCCUAACAAUUGAAAGUUUGAAAUUGAGUUGGUGCAGAAAUG
This is a messenger RNA of Saprolegnia diclina VS20, 2964 nucleotides long. RefSeq lists its product as hypothetical. The transcript is spliced from 9 exons. NCBI's taxonomy places the organism in Eukaryota, Oomycota, Saprolegniomycetes, Saprolegniales, Saprolegniaceae. The record is from RefSeq and is a predicted model, not a curated record. Bases 88 to 2913 code for a protein of 941 amino acids.